This is a messenger RNA of Halteromyces radiatus, 1119 nucleotides long. RefSeq lists its product as uncharacterized. The record is from RefSeq and is a predicted model, not a curated record. The transcript has 7 exons. Bases 73 to 1011 code for a protein of 312 amino acids. Gene Ontology annotation, molecular function: serine-type endopeptidase activity; protein binding. NCBI's taxonomy places the organism in Eukaryota, Fungi, Mucoromycota, Mucoromycetes, Mucorales, Cunninghamellaceae. Gene Ontology annotation, cellular component: membrane.
UUUUUUUUUCUCAAUAGUACUUGUUUCCUUUUAUUAUUUUCUUUCCUUCAUCCUAUAACUUGGAAUCCUAUCAUGUCAAUCGGUCUUACUGGAUUUCGCAAUGCUCCUGUCACAAAAGUACUAGUUACUGUCAUUGGUAGUUGUUCGGCAAUAUCUUGUCUAUAUGAAGCUAACCAUAUACCAUUACAUAAUUCGUUCUGGCGAACAAUCUCCUCACAAUGGACUUUUCCCAGCAUUGGCUCGGCAAUUGUAGGCACUUGGUUGAUAUACAGACUACGCAUUAUUGAAAGACGAUACGGUAGCUCGAAAUUUGCCGCUUUGGCGUUUAUCUCUAUUGUUAUGUCAUCUCUACUUCAUCAUGUGACUGGAUUGACCUUGGGUGCUACUUCUCGAUCUACUUUGACCGGACCUUAUGCAUUGAUCUUUGCCAUCUUAUAUCAAUACCAUCUUAUUGUCCCUUCAACUUACCAAGUUCCAGUGUUGAUGAAAAUAACAAUGACUGACAAGUCAUAUGUUUAUGCAGCUGCAGCUCAGCUACUGUUAUUACAAUUACCUUCUUCGAUUGUACCCUCUCUUUAUGGAUUAUUAUCUGGAGUUCUCUAUAAUUUUGAUGGUAGCAAUAUGAAAGAUUGGAGAUUUCCAAGUUGGCUUCGUUCUUUUGCAUCCAAUUACAUUCUUCCUAUUCUUGGUACAACCUCACCUACUCCAUCAUCCUCUAAUUACCUAUCACGACCAUCAUCCAAUACGAUAAUUGGCGCUUCAUCAUCCACUAGUUAUUCCAGCAAUCAUGUUCGACAACGAAAUACAAAUCAAGUAGACUUACCUCCAUCGUCUGAAAACAUUGAUGCAUUACUUUCAAUGUUCCCUCAUUGUUCAAGGGAUGUUGCUGCAAAUGCCUUAAUAUCAUCAAGACAUGAUUUGAACCGUGCCGCCGAAACUUUACUGACUACAGCACCGCCACCUUCAUCAGCAACAGAAGCUUCAUCCUCUUCAUCACCAUCCACAUCAUAGGUUAGUUAGUAUAUAUAUCCUCUCUCUCUCUCUUCUUACCUUUUAAUUAUUAUUGUCUUGACGUAGAUAUAAGAAACAAAAAAAUCAAUAAAGACCUUUUUUUAGUAG